AUUUGUUCCGGGAAACUGACUGAAACCAUGUGUGACCUCUGCUAGUAGUUUGUUUCAAACGUCUAUGAAAAAGUAUGGAGGAUGAAUUCGCCAUUCAGUCAUUCAAACCUACUCUAAGUGCCAAUCUAGCAUUUCAAAGAAAGUUAUUACCAAUAUUUAAAUAUCGAGAAUCCCUCUUGUAUGCCAUUGAGACCUUCCAAGUCACACUUCUGCAUGGGCACACUGGAUGUGGAAAGACAACUCAACUGCCUCAGUACUUAUACGAAACUGGUUGGACGAAAGAAGGGAAGAUAAUCGGGUGUACACAGCCUAGAAGAUUGGUUGCGAGAAGUGUUGCAAGCCGCGUCUCAGAAGAACUAAAGACAGAAGUUGGGAAGACAUGUGGGUAUAAGAUUCAAUUCGAGCACAAUGUAUCCAGUGAAACUAAAAUUGAGUACAUGACUGAUGGGAGUCUGCUUAAAGAAAUCCUUACAGAUCCUCUUCUAGAGCGGUAUUCGGUUAUUAUGAUUGACGAAGUUCAUGAACGAACUGUAAACAUAGAUCUUCUCUUAGGGAUUCUGAAACGAAUUCUUUUGAAACGUCCUGAUUUAAGAGUAAUCCUUGCUAGUGCUUCUGCGAAUAUACAGAAGUUAAAUAAUUUCUUUUAUGAACAGGACAAAAUUAAUACAAAUAUUAUUUCGGUUGAAGGAAAGUUAUAUCCUGUCGAUGUUAUGUACCUUGAAAAUCCUACGGAAAACUAUGUGAACACGGCAGUGGAAACGGUCUUAAAUAUAAAUUCAUCCUAUCCCUCAGGCGAUAUUUUGGUAUUUCUUACAGACCGAAGAGAAGUUGAUGAAUGUGUGAAACGUAUCGAGGCAUUUUCCGUAACAACACCUGAAGACUUGCCAAUGCUGGUUCCAUUGCCUUUAUAUUCGGGUCUUACAAUGGAUGAGCAGCUUCGCGUUUUUGAUAUAUAUGAACAGAGAUUUAGAAAAGUAAUAUUUUGUACGAACAUCGCUGAAGCAAGUGUGACCAUUGAUGGUAUUGUUUACGUUAUAGACUCUGGAUUAUGCAAGCUGCGAAUCUUCAAUCCUUACAGCAGAAUUUCAAAGUUAAUUCGUGUUCCAAUAUCUAAAUCUAAUGCCAUACAAAGAACCGGAAGGGCAGGAAGGACUAAUCCUGGAAAAUGCUUCCGGUUGUUUCCAAAGAAUGUCUACGAUUCCUUGAAGGAUGAAAGUGAUGCUGAGAUAAGUCAUACUGAUAUGCUACCAGUUGUUUUAUUUCUAAAAUCAAUUGGUUUAAGAAACAUAAACCAAUUUCCGUUUUUUGUCCCUCCUCCUACAGUACAUAUUAUCGCGGCUUUAGAGGACUUAUACUUUUUAGGUGCUAUUGAUGAUUAUUCAAAUUUGACUGACCCUACUGGAUUUCAAAUGGUAGAGUUGCCUUUGGAUGCAAGAUUAUCGAAAGCUCUCCUCUCAUCAGCUACUUAUGAUUGUACUUAUGCAAUGUUAAACAUUGUUUCUGUUGUGAUGGCAGGAGAUGUUUUCUAUCGUCCUGCUAGAAAUCACCAUGAAGCUACCGCCUGUCAUGCAACAUUCAUCACUGAAGAAGGUGAUAUUCUCACUUGUUUAAAUGUUCUGGAAUCGUUUUUGGUUAGAAAGAAAGAUAUGAAAUGGUGCAAAACAAACUUUUUGAAUUAUAAUACCUUAAAUCAUGCAAGCGAAAUUCGAAGACAUAUACUUCCCUACUUGCAACGGUUUCGCAUAUCUCCAGAAAGACGGUUGACAGACACGGGUUCUUCAAAAAUAAUAGAAUGUCUUUUACAAGGAUUUUUUCGAAAUGUAGCACAUCUACAAGACGAUGGAUCUUAUAAAACUAUCUCAGGAUCUCCUGUUUGGAUUGAUCAAAAAAGUACAAUGAAUAACAAAAACAUACCUUGGAUUAUGUUUACCUCAAUGGUGGAAUAUGAAGGUCGAGCAUUUAUAAAUGGGAUAACAAAAAUUGAAAGUAAAUGGUUAGAGAAAUUUUAUAAUAGAAAAAAAUAAAUUUGUAUGUUGCUUUUGGGUAAUAACCGGGUUUUUGUACGGUGUCACAGUCGCUGUAUUUAUUGCCAUUGUACUUCGUACCGUCUUCCACUGACU
Molecule: messenger RNA, 2120 nt
Organism: Schizosaccharomyces octosporus yFS286
Lineage: Eukaryota; Fungi; Ascomycota; Schizosaccharomycetes; Schizosaccharomycetales; Schizosaccharomycetaceae
Product: ATP-dependent RNA helicase
Exons: 9
Coding region: 75-2024 (649 amino acids)
Biological process (GO): spliceosomal complex disassembly
Cellular component (GO): intracellular anatomical structure; catalytic step 2 spliceosome
Molecular function (GO): ATP binding; RNA binding
Source: RefSeq, a predicted model, not a curated record